Messenger RNA from Penaeus monodon (black tiger shrimp), 710 nucleotides. RefSeq names its product vicilin-like seed storage protein At2g18540. Lineage: Eukaryota; Metazoa; Arthropoda; Malacostraca; Decapoda; Penaeidae. The record is from RefSeq and is a predicted model, not a curated record.
AAAUGUCAGUUGAUACUUAAAAUAAGUAAAGCUAUGCUGCCUAGCUUCCAGAUGAUAUUAGUUUUAUGAGUGAUAAUAAUGUCCUUUAUUCAGACACCUCACGAGAGAUGCAUAACAUAUGUGUAUUUAUGAGGAGGGAUAUGUACGCAUUUUCCAAGCCUGUUUACUUGUUUGAGUGUCUGUUGCAUGCAGUAGGAACAUGUUUAACAUUCCUGUUGACAAAGUUAAUGCUGUUUAAGCAAGUCGUGAGAAAUAUAAUCUGGGGAGGAAUUCGUGAGAGAUCCCUUAAGUUUACCACCGACGAGUCGACAGAUGAAUCUCUUGUGACCUUUUCCACUAUACUGAUGAAGAAACGUUUUGGGAGACGGCAUAAGAAAUUCACUGAGAUUGCCAUCGACGAGUCGACAGCAGAAUCUUUUGUGAAAUUUUCUACUAUACUGGUGAAGAAACGUUUUGGGAGACGACAUAAGAAAUUCAGUGACACCGCAGAGGCUUUAGAGAAAUGGAGACAAAGGCGUCGCAAGAAGCGUGCACAGAAGCGUUUCGAGAAGAUGCGAAGAGAAAAGUCGCAGAAACGUAGGCAUAAACUACGUGAGAAGUUGCGAAGUGAAGAGUCACGGAAACGUAGACAUAAACUACGUGAGAAGCUGCGAAGAGAAGAGUCGCGGAGACGUAGACAUAAACUACGUGAGAAGCUGCGAAGAGAAGAG